Saccharomycodes ludwigii is the source of this 2337-nucleotide messenger RNA. RefSeq lists its product as uncharacterized. The transcript has a single exon. The record is from RefSeq and is a predicted model, not a curated record. The coding region runs from base 1 to 2337 and encodes 778 amino acids. NCBI's taxonomy places the organism in Eukaryota, Fungi, Ascomycota, Saccharomycetes, Saccharomycodales, Saccharomycodaceae.
AUGUCACUGCUUUCAAUUAUAAAUGGUUAUAAAACUACAUCCGAUACUACCACCACCAAAACAGCAUCCGCAAUUGGCAUCGACAGUGCCAUCAAUAACAUGAUUAGAAUUAAUAAAGCUUCUAAAAACUUAGUAUUAUGUUUUGAUGGGACAAGUAGUAGUUUUGGACCGUCUCCGUUCACCAAUAUUUUGAAAAUAUUUAGACUCCUAGAUAACAGUGACGAUACUGUCCAGUUAUGUUACUAUCAACCAGGCGUAGGUAAUUGUAUGGGAUUUGAUCCAGCACUUAACGUAACAUUGUCUGCUAAUUUCUUUUCUAAUUUAACGGAUUCCCUGUUUGCCUUUAGCUUAGAUUAUCAUAUCAUGUCUGCAUAUUUAUUUUUGAUGAAAUAUUAUGAAAGGGGGGACAGAAUAUACAUGUUUGGUUUCAGUAGAGGUGCAUUCACUGCACGUAUUUUGGCGGGAAUGAUCGAAAGGGUUGGCUUAUUGAAUAAAGGGUCCGAAGAUGUAAUUUACGUGGCUUGGAAAAUGUAUAAAGCAUGGGAAUACGCAGCGCAACCUAGCCAACCAAAUUAUAACACCACAUUAGUGGAAGAAUUUAGAGCAACCUUUGCUAGACCAUAUGAAGUGCGAAUACAUUUUCAAGGGCUAUUUGAUUCAGUUAAUUCUGUAGGAUUGUUAAGAGAUAGAUUAUUCCCCUUUAGUGCUAGGAGUGGAAUUGUGGAUCAUGUUAGACAUGCAGUUAGCAUUGACGAACGGAGAGGUAAAUUUAAACAACAAAACUUUGCGCCCAAUCCAUGCACUCCUUUAUUAUUCUCACUUGAAUAUAAAAGCCAUUUAGUUGAUUACAUUCCAAUAACACAAGAUGCCCCUUCUAUUAGCAAUGACGGUCUACAAAACAAUACCGAACUGUAUAGUGAUAACAACUUAUACUGUAAUACUUUUAUAGAUGCUACAAUAAGGAGCCUGGAUUAUGCCUUUAAACCUCGCUUUGACUAUGACUUUGCAACUACCAGCGGGUAUCAACAAGGUGACACUAAUAAGCGUUACUUUAAUACCUAUCCUCGAGCUAAGAUGAAAUUCAAACAAAAUGAGGGAUUCACUUACUUCAGUGAUCACAAUAUAACCACCGGCAAUAGUGGUGGCAGUAGUCGGGGAAAAAAUAUAGACUCUGAACAUUUAUUGGUGAGGAAAAAAGUGGAAGGGUUAUUUAAGCUCAGAAUUUGUGAUGCCGGGAACAGCCAUGAGAAAGAUAUUUCCAUGUCGCCUGAUUUAAUUGAAAUGUUUUUCCCCGGUGAUCAUUCUGAUGUUGGUGGUGGAUGGGUCCCAGAUACACCAUCUUAUCUGUAUGUGUCAACUGUUCCGUUAAGAUGGAUGCUUUCUGAAGCCAUCAAGUCUGGUGUCAAAUUUAAACUAGAUGAAGUCAAAGGUUUUAUGACUUCUUACCCCUUGAAGGAAAAUUUUUGCGCAAGUACUCAUGAUUGGUUGUCCUUUUUUAAAAUUAAUGUUUGUUGGAGGAAAAUGUUUAACAGAAAUAAGGAUACCAGUGGUGGAAGUUUUGAAAACACGUUUAAAGACAGGUUUUUUUAUUUUUUGGAAAAACGGGGGAAACGACAAUCCCCCAAGAAAUAUCGUAUGAAAAGAAACAAUGCCGGUGGUAACAGAAUAUCUACAAACGAGGAGGCUGAUGAAGAACGCAAUAUUGUAGAUAGCAAGGGAUUCCCUAAUAUUCUACAUACGUUGUUUUGGUGGUUUAUGGAAUUAAUACCAAUAGGCAUAAGAUUAGAAGAUUGUACGCUAAAAUGGAGAAAUGUUUAUAUACCCAAUUUUGGAAGAUCAAGACAUAUACCGGAGUAUUCAAAGUUACAUUGGUCAGUUUUGUGGAGAAUUAAAUAUUCACCAACAUAUAGACCCAAGAAUAUACCCAGAUAUGCAAAAGAAAUGAUGUAUCAAGUCUGUGGAAUUGACAUAGACGGGAAACGAAAGGUGAAUAAGGAGGGAAGUAGCAGUAAUAAUCAAAAGAAACGCGGCUAUGUUACUGUUUCAUCAACGAUCGUAUCACCUCAUAAGUCAUAUCCUUCAAUGACAAACGGGAAUGUAGAGUAUUCUUGUAAUUUAUUGCCAAGUAACGAAGAUCCAGGGGUCGUUGAUGAAAAUUGUCCAUUACUAUCGAGGCAAUCCCCUCAGUCAAAAUUUUCAAGUGAUUCCUGUGAUUUUCAAAUAUAUUCACAAUCACAAAUUGUUCAGAGGCGUAUGGAAUUAGAACAAUUGUUGAAUCAAUGGGAGGCAGAAGGUUGGGAAAACAUACCUGAUGAACUAGCUGAAUGUUUGUAUUAA